AUGGCGACUCCCGCCACCUCUCAAGAUGACGUCUGCCAGUUUUGUCAGAUAGCCAACAGCCAGAGCGACACGGAAAUUCUCCUGAGCGAUAGUGAACUGCUGUGCUUCCGGGAUGUGAAACCCGGUGCUGCCCAUCAUUACCUGGUCAUUACCAGGACUCACAUCGACAACUGUAAAGCUCUACGGGAGGAGAACAUUCCCACAGUGGAGCGGAUGGCUGAAAUGGGAAGGAGAGUCUUAGAGAAAAAUAAAGUGAGAGACCUGGAAGAUAUCAGUAAGAUGAAUGUAAGCUCUCAGCUCAAAUACGGGCCACAGUCGCACUGGUUCAUCACAGUGGAGAAAGCGCUUUCUCACCUGAGGACACGGGGCAAAAUUAAAUGA
This is a messenger RNA of Doryrhamphus excisus (bluestripe pipefish), 381 nucleotides long. The record is from RefSeq and is a predicted model, not a curated record. NCBI's taxonomy places the organism in Eukaryota, Metazoa, Chordata, Actinopteri, Syngnathiformes, Syngnathidae.